Sphaeramia orbicularis (orbiculate cardinalfish) is the source of this 1833-nucleotide messenger RNA. Its product is annotated as SE-cephalotoxin-like. The transcript has a single exon. The record is from RefSeq and is a predicted model, not a curated record. The coding region runs from base 1 to 1833 and encodes 610 amino acids. Lineage: Eukaryota; Metazoa; Chordata; Actinopteri; Kurtiformes; Apogonidae.
AUGGCAUUCCCUCGGAUGUCCUCCAUCGUUCUGUCGUUCUCACUCAUAGUCUUUGUGUAUUGGACGACCUCGGCUGCUGAGUCACAUGACCUUUCACCUGCUGACCUCUCAGCCCUUCGCAGGAUUAAAAGAGCGCUCGAUGACACCACCAAAGAAAGGAUCCAGAGUGGUUUCCAGUUAGGCGUAGACUUGCUGACCACGGUCACAGAGGUGACAAACCAAGUCCAACCUAAGAAGCUGUCCUCUGUGCUCAAGGGCUUGGCCAACUUUGCCAGUUUGGCGCCUGGUAUCGGAAGUCUGGUCUGCUCAUUUAUCAGUGUGGUUUUGGCAAUCAUCCCUCAGAAAAGCGACAUUGAGGAGCUGAAGAACAGCUUCAGCGAAGUCAACCGGAGACUGGACUCUCUGGCCUUCCAGAUAUCCGACCUGGCCACUGACGUGGAGUGGUUCAACUUUGCCAGCGUCUACUCUCGAGAUGAGACUCGCAUCCUGAACGCCUGGAUGAAGUUAGAUGAGCUUCAGCAGAACCUCAGGCUGGUGACGAGUGAAGAGGAGAAGCUGAGGCUGGCGGAGAUCUUCGCCAACUUCUAUGAGAAUUCUGGGACUGAGGGUAGCGUGGCAAACAUCUACCAUUACCUGACGGUCAGCGGCACAUCUCUGAGCAAGAACAUCAACAACCUGUUGAGGGGCAAGUUUAAGUGCAGCAUCAGUGAGAUGGGCCGCUAUAACAUGUACCUGAGUGGUCUGCUGUGGAAAGGCAUGGUCCUCAACCAGCUCUACUGGAAACUCAUCGGAUUCCACGCAUCACAUAAACAGAACGAACAUAACAGCAUGUUCAAGAAUGUCUUCAAAGCUCAGAACGAUUCUUUGCAGUUCUGUCUGGACAACUUUGAGCAGUACUUGGUGAAAGACGUGAAGGAGGUCAGCACCAGAUUCACCAAAGACCAAAAACAGGACAUCGCUGCCAACGUCCAAAAGACUCUGGAUGAGAAGUACUUCUGGUACAAGUGGGCAGUGAUGGUGUAUGAGCAGAAUGAUGAAGCCAACUACAAACUGGUCCAUAUGUGGCGUGUACCUGUGGGGGACGUGGUGGUGGGGGUGGGAUACAUCCAGAAGGAAACGCACAAGACCGAAACCCGAGAGGACGUUGUGUCUGGUGCUCGGACAUGCUUUGCUAAUACCCAGUGUUUGGCCCUUAAACAGACGUCAAAGGACUGUUCCUUUCAGGUGCGCACUGGAGACUACAUAGGCCCGCCCUUGACUUCCGCCCUUGAACCCGUACUAGAUUAUACAAGCUUUUCAGAAUUUGCCAAAGUUUUGCAUUAUUUCUAUCGUCAUCCUCCAGCGAUGUCACCACCACCUCUUUCCAACCAGGUGGAGUGCACCCUCGAUGGUUAUAGGUACAAGGUGAACGUCUACAUGUCCAUACAGCUGCCAGAUGUUUGCUUACCGGACACCUGUUGGAACGGAGGCAAGUGCAGGCAGCUGAUGGACUCCAAUGAAAUCCUAUGUGACUGUCCUGACGAAUACUAUGGAAAAAGAUGUGAAAACUACACCAGCGACUUCCAGAACGUUGACAUCGGUUCCCUGGUGCCGGACAUAACCACCCUCAACACCAAACUGGACCGGAUCCUUGACACCCCUCUGAAGCAGAUAGAGGACAAACUGGACCAGGCCCUUGACACCCUUCUGAAGCAGAGAGAGGACAAACUGGACCAGGUCCUUGACACCCGUCUGAAGCAGACAGAGGACAAACUGGACCAGGUCCUUGACACCCGUCUGAAGCAGAUAGAGGACAAGCUGGACCAGGUCCUGAGGACACAUCCUGCCCACUAA